Suillus clintonianus is the source of this 1499-nucleotide messenger RNA. RefSeq lists its product as uncharacterized. Lineage: Eukaryota; Fungi; Basidiomycota; Agaricomycetes; Boletales; Suillaceae. The record is from RefSeq and is a predicted model, not a curated record. The transcript is spliced from 10 exons. The coding region runs from base 139 to 1467 and encodes 442 amino acids.
AUUCUGGUGAUAGGAAAUACCGGCGUCGGCAAGUCUUCACUGAUCGCUCACGCAUUCGGAGUGAAGAAAUCGGUGGGCUGCUCACGACAUUGCAACACGUGCAGUUGCUCAUACCGUCAAUAGACUAUUUCGCAUGAUAUGCCAGGCGAAGCCACCAUCGACGACGGGUUCAUCUCGCCACAGAACGAUAGGUUCAUUCUCCAUGAUAGCAAAGGGUUUGAACCAGGGGGAAAAGACAACUUCGAACUAGUCCAAAAGUUCAUUGACCGUCGGGGGAAAAUGCAUGAUUUGAAAGAUCAGCUGCACGCCAUUUGGCUUUGCUUUGAAAUACCCUGUACAGGCGGGCGUUUCCUGGAGACCGCCACGGAGGAAUUCCUCGCAUUGAAGCGUGACAAUAAGCUAGGGAAAAUCCCCCUCAUCGUCGUUCUCACUAAAUAUGAUGAGCUCAUCAAACAAGUGAAUUUCGAUCUCCCUGACUCCGCUCUUGAAGGAUUGAGCGAGGGUGACAUCAACAAACGCAUCAAAAACGAAGCUGACACCAAGCUACAAGAAAUCUGCUUUGAACCCCUUAAGAAAUUUGCGGGGCCUAAUAUACCACACGCGGUGGUCUCUACUAAGGGAAAGUACAAGGACACGAUGACCCAUCUGAUCCAUAUGACUGAAGAACGUGUCCGUGAGCAUGUUUCGGCCGAGGCGUCGGCGAUGUCCUCCAUCGCUCAGCGAGUGGAUCCUGUACUCAACAUACAAGAAUCAAUCCGGGUUGGAAAGAGAAGAUAUUGGAAGGCGCUGGCAUCAAGCACAGCAUUUCAGAACCGUAGGAUGCGGGACUGCCUGGAUGUGCUUCACACGGACAUUGUCACUCGCAUCUAUUCUUACAUGAUUUAUGCACAGUACUUGCAUAGCUCGGAGUUUAGGACGUUGAUGCUGAACAUGGUCGAAAAGCUAGAUGUUGGACCUACAGCUGAUCCCAACAAGACCAUUGCUGUUGGGCUUCCGAUGGUGGCUGCUAUUGCGGGCAUCGUGUCUGCCCUGUCAGGACCUGCGGCUCCCAUUGUAGUACCAAUUGCGGCAGGUAUCUUAUUCGCCGCAUGGGCUCGCGAAGUGUACCGGACGUCCCACGAGGUGCUUCGGCGCUUGAUGUGCUAUAUCAUCGACUUGACCCUCGUGUUGCGAACGCUUCAUUUUCUAUCAGAAAACCAAGAACUCUCUCGCAGGGCCAUCAAGCUCGCGGUCAAUUCCUAUCUUGCCUCGUCAGUUAGCGAAGACGUCCAUACUCAGAUUCGGGAGUAUGACAAGGGAUUGAAACUUCUGGAACACGCGGAUCACCAUACGUUGGAUAAAAUCGCUGAGUUGAUGGAAUUGAAUGUCAUUAACAUUGAUGCAGACGCAAUUUCGAAACUUCGGGAACAGAUUGCGGCUGUGGGUUUAUUUCAGGAUGAAGCUUGGGAAGAGAAGAAGGCGUCAUAGUCAAUCCUUUCUUUUCUGCAUUUCUGCGCGUC